AUGCGUAUCCUCGCGCUUCUCCCACUCGUCUUCGGACUCUUGUCCAGCCAUUUCGUCUCUGCUACAGACAAUGGCAAGUCUACCGAUGUGACCUGGGAUCAAUACAGUCUGUCUGUCAAGGGAGAAAGAGUAUUUGUCUUUUCUGGCGAAUUCCACUACCAGCGUCUUCCUGUGCCGGAGCUAUGGCUCGAUGUGUUUCAGAAGCUACGCUCCAAUGGGUUUAACGCGGUGUCAAUCUAUUUCUUCUGGUCUUACCACUCUGCUUCAAAGGAUACCUUUGACUUUGAAAAUGGCGCUCACGAUAUUCAGCGCGUCUUCGACUAUGCCAAACAGGCUGGUCUGUAUGUGAUUGCAAGAGCCGGUCCUUACGUUAAUGCUGAAACCUCGGCUGGCGGCUUUGCGCUGUGGGCUUCGAAUGGCCAGCUGGGGAACGCGCGCACCAGUGACGCGACUUACUAUAAUCUAUGGUAUCCCUGGAUUCUGGAGGUCGGCAAGAUCAUCGCAGCAAACCAGAUCACGAAUGGUGGUCCGGUCAUUCUCAAUCAGCAUGAGAAUGAGUUGCAAGAGACUACUUAUAGCGCUGACAAUACUCUUGUCAAGUACAUGGAGCAGAUUGCGGCGGCUUUUGACGAUGCUGGCAUUGUCGUCCCGAGCUCGCACAAUGAGAAGGGAAUGCGCUCUAUGAGUUGGUCUACUGACUACAAGGAUGUCGGUGGUGCUGUGAAUGUCUACGGUCUUGAUUCUUAUCCGGGUGGCUUGUCUUGCACCAACCCAAAUACCGGUUUCAAUCUCGUCCGUACUUAUGCUCAGUGGUUUUCCAACUACAGUUAUACCCAGCCUAGCUACCUCGCCGAAUUCGAGGGUGGUUGGUUCUCAGCCUGGGGCUCAAGCUCUUUCUAUGAUACGUGCUCUACGGAGCUUUCGCCUGAGUUUGCGGAUGUCUACUACAAGAACAACGUAGGUUCCAGAGUCACCUUACAGAACCUAUACAUGGUCUUUGGUGGUACCAACUGGGGUCAAAGCGCUGCUCCGGUGGUCUAUACUUCAUAUGACUACUCUGCUCCCUUGCGAGAGACUCGCGAGAUCCGUGACAAGCUCAAGCAGACUAAGCUGCUGGGCUUGUUCACACGUGUCUCUAAAGGUCUUCUCCAAACUCAGAUGGAAGGUAAUGGAACGGGAUAUACCAGCGAUGCUAGUAUCUAUACCUGGGCCUUGCGGAAUCCGGAGACUGAAGCUGGUUUCUAUGUUGUCGCACAUGCUACCAGUUCGUCCCGCGAUGUGACUACCUUUUCGUUGAAUGUCAACACCUCGGCCGGUGCUAUCACUAUUCCAGAUAUUGAAUUGGCUGGCCGCCAAAGCAAAAUCAUAGUCACUGACUACAAGAUUGGCAAGGCCUCGAGUCUUCUGUACUCGUCAGCUGAGGUUCUGACGUACGCCACUCUCGACGUGGAUGUUGUUGUCUUCUACCUGAACAUCGGACAAAAAGGAAUAUUCGUUUUCAACAAUACCCAAGCCCUCACUUUCCAGACGUACGGCAAUUCAAACGUGAGCUCUUCGGCCUCAGAUCAUGGUACCCAGUACUCCUAUGUCCAAGGAGAUGGCGCUACCGUGCUCAAGUUCUCAAAUGGCGUGGUAGUCUAUCUGCUCGACAAAGAGACUGCAUGGAACUUCUUCGCCGUUCCCACCACUUCCGAUCCAUUGGUUUCUCCCAGUGAGCAGAUCCUCGCUCUUGGGCCAUAUCUGGUUCGCACAGCCUCCGUCAGCGGAAAUACCGUCAGCCUUGUCGGUGACAAUGCAAACACAACAUCUAUCGAGGUGUACACCGGAAGUUCAAAGGUUACGAAGAUCAAGUGGAAUGGCAAGACAAUCUCAACCACAAAGACAAAGUACGGUAGUUUGAUCGGUUCGGUUGCAGGAGCCGAAAAUUCCAAAAUCUCAUUGCCAACCCUGGGUUCAUGGAAGGCUCAAGAUACGCUUCCCGAAAUCAAGGCGGAUUAUGAUGAUUCUCGCUGGACGGUAUGCAACAAGACCAGCUCAGUCAACUCUGUAGUCCCUCUCACGCUCCCUGUGCUUUACUCCGGGGACUAUGGAUAUCAUGCUGGAGCGAAGAUCUACCGUGGUCGAUUCGAUGGCACCACCGCAACCAGUGCCAAUAUUACCGUGCAGAACGGUGUUGCUGCUGGUUGGGCCGCCUGGCUGAACGGGGUCUACGUCGGCGGAGCUGUCGGUGAUCCUGCGCUAGCAGCGACAUCGGACGAGCUCGACUUCAGCAAUUCUACUCUUCGGGAGACUGACAAUGUCCUUACCAUAAUCACUGAUUAUACCGGACACGAUGAAGCCAAUGUGAAGCCCAAUGGCGCACAGAACCCCCGUGGCAUCCUCGGCGCAACCAUCGCUGGCUCCAACUUCACUUCGUGGCGCCUGCAAGGCAAUGCAGGAGGUGAAGCCAAUAUUGAUCCUGUUCGAGGACCCAUGAACGAAGGAGGUCUCUAUGGAGAGCGCAUGGGCUGGCAUCUUCCAGGAUAUAAGGCUUCCAAGACUGCAACAUCCUCCAGUCCCCUCGAUGGAGUGUCGGGAGCCGAAGGCCGAUUCUAUACCACGACGUUUAAGCUGAACCUAGACUCCGACCUGGAUGUUCCGAUUGGUCUACAGUUAGCGGCCUCCAACACACCUGCGGUGGUCCAGAUCUUCAUGAAUGGAUACCAGUUCGGUCAUUAUCUGCCGCACAUUGGCCCACAGACCAGGUUCCCUUUCCCGCCCGGAGUGAUUAACAAUCGUGGAACGAACACAUUGGCGAUCAGCCUGUGGGCGCUGACGGAUCAAGGCGCGAGCUUGAGUCAGGUGGAGCUGGUUGCAUACGGAGCUUAUCAGACGGGCUUCAACUUCAAUCAUGAUUGGUCGUACUUGCAGCCGCAGUGGAAGAGCAGAGCUGCAUAUGUGUAG
Molecule: messenger RNA, 2943 nt
Organism: Penicillium nucicola
Lineage: Eukaryota; Fungi; Ascomycota; Eurotiomycetes; Eurotiales; Aspergillaceae
Product: glycoside hydrolase family 35 protein
Exons: 4
Coding region: 1-2943 (980 amino acids)
Biological process (GO): carbohydrate metabolic process
Cellular component (GO): vacuole
Molecular function (GO): beta-galactosidase activity
Source: RefSeq, a predicted model, not a curated record